Molecule: messenger RNA, 1238 nt
Organism: Vitrella brassicaformis
Lineage: Eukaryota; Vitrellaceae
Source: the annotation of a GenBank genome assembly
GGGUCACUUCGGCUCCUGUCACUCCACUGAUUACAGCCGAGUACCAGCCUCUCGACUACUUGCGUGGCGUCUGUGGAUAGAGACAUUUUCUUCUUGUUGUGUGGACGCUUUUCGCGGCUCUUUGCCUCUCUGAUGGCUUUCCCCUUUCUGACCGUCGACAAGUGGCCACACAUAGCAGAAGGACAACAGGACUUCGUGCACGAAGGCCACACCAGACCUCUGGCGGGACACCUCCUUCGAAGCGGCUGACCAAGCAUCGUGUCCUGCAACUUGCUCCGUCGAAAGAGCUGGUCAAAGACUUAACACGGCAGUACAACGACAUGCAUCCCGAUGCUCGUGUAGAUGACUACCUUUGUAAGGAGAUGGAAUGUCGUGAGUGCCGUGUUCGUGGACCAAGAUGUCCGGGAGAGGGACAGGCGCAUUCAGACACUGUAAUCGACACAACGACUGUUGCCUGCCCAUCCUUUCAUUAUUGUGGCAUUGUUGUCUCCUGAUGUGCAUUCAGGCGAGCAGAAAACCAAGCCCUCAGCCGCAACGUUGAGCGCCUCAAGGACGAGGUGCAGCAGGAGAGGCAGAAGGCCGCACAGCAGGAGAUUCGGUAUGUGAGAUCUACAGGCAUGCACAGCACAGGUGCAGGGCGCUUUCGUGACUGCCUCUCUCUUUUUUGUGUGUGUACAGGUAUAAGGCCUCCAUGACCCAGUACAGGAUGUAUAUUGCUGACAUGCUCCGGCAGAAGUAACCAACGGAAUACUGAUCGGACGCGAUUGAAUGUUGUUGUUAUGACUCCUGCUGCAGGGGGACUGAGGGCAAGCAGAAUGAAGACGACAAGUACAACACCGACACCGGUAACGAAACGAGCAAACGAGCGGCACAGAUAUUGCACUAGCAUCCGUGUUGCCUUUAUGUUUGCUGACGCGAUUCAGGCAGCCUUCCCGGACAGUUCAGCACCAAAGCCAGUGAGGACAACGAUAUCAAGCGUCACAUCACAGACAUGAUCAUCGACUAUCGCCAUGAGCCGAGGGAGGGCGAGGAGAAGCGAGUUACUUGGCGGGAUAUGAUUGGGAACGCCAGCGUCAAACAAAAGUGAGUCGGGAUGAAACGGUUCUUCAAUAACACAGUGGAUUCGUUGACGCUUUUUGUGUGUGCAAUGAAGCCUUCUGCAGCUCUUUCUAUGGCCUGCCAAGUAUCCACUCGAGUUCACGGGGCUGCCGGCCCUAUAAGAGGGCCUUCUGCUUUUC